AUGUCGAACCCUCUGCCUGUGUCCCUGCCGCAGGAAUGCCGCAAGGCCGCCAAGCUGCUCAACGCUUUCGCUGACCGUACGUCACCACCACCCACCAACCACCGCGACCCCACUCUGCAGUCGCAGGUCGGCUUCACCUCUUCACCUCCCCACCGCUUCACGCGAUGAGCAUCGACGGCUUACCCCGCUUGCUCAUGUACACCACCCCACAGCUGGUAAAGGUUUGGACUCGAUCAUACCUCCCAACGUAUUGCGCAAAGCCAAAGGUAUGUGUCAUCGCGCAGCCCACCCAAUCUGCAACCCCCGGACUGGCACUCCGUAGUGCUCGGCGUUCCCCUCGGCGUUCCCCUCGGUGGCUCAGUGCCCACCCACCGACUGAAUAGCCUACUGACCAUGGUUCGACACCACAAACCACAGGUUUCGCUUUCCUCACCGUCGUCAAGGCCGGCUUCGUCUUUUCCGCUCGCGCUGGAUCGGGUGUCGUCAUCGCUCGCUUGCCCGAUGGCAGUUGGUCCGCUCCCUCGGCCUGCGCGACCGCCGGAGGUGGGGUCGGCUUCCAGGUCGGCGUCGAGAUGGCCGAGUUCAUCAUCAUUCUCAAGUAGGUCCCCAACUUCUUAUGGCUACUUUCAGCAUCCAGAACAAAGCUUAUCUCGUCGCAUCGUCACUCUCGCUUGCAGCUCUCGGGCUGCCGUAGCUUCCUUCAUGGCCGCCGGCUCCAUCAGUCUCGGCGGCAACAUGUCCAUCGCCGCCGGGCCCAUCGGUCGCAACGUCGAAGGCACCGGAGCCAUCUCCUCAAAGGGCAAAGUCGCCGCCAUGUACUCGUACUCGCGAACCAAAGGCUUAUUUGGAGGCGCCUCGAUCGAAGGCUCCGUCAUCGUCGAACGAUCCGAUGCGAACCGACAAGCCUACGGAUUCGAUGUCAAAGCCAAGCAGUUGCUCUCGGGUCAAGUCGAUCCUCCCGCAUUCGCCGACCUCUUGAUCGACACCAUUGUUCGCAAAUGUGGAGGAAGUUCCGAACAUGCCCAGAGAGGCAAUGGUGGAGAUGAUGACGAUAGCAUCUACGACGACGACUUCUUUGAGAACGGUUUGGGGCACGAGAGAGGCGAUUCGUUCGGCGGCGACCCUAAAGCGUAUUCGUUCGGAAGCGCCUAUGCGAGUGGAGGUAGCUCUUCUCGACCUUCAACCCCUGGUUCGCCAAAGAUGGAAAAGUCACUGUCUGCUUCGAAAGGGUUUGGCAGCAAGUUGAGCAACUUCGUCCCCGGGAGUGCGAGUCGAUCGAGGAGCAGUUCGAUCGCCGCCGCGCGAGCCGAGAUUGGUGCACCGACCAGCUCGUUGAUGGGCAAGGAAUCGAGCCGCGAUGGACCCGUAUCCACUGGAACGACAAGGUUCGAAACGGAGUUCACAAACGAGUUUGAGCAAUCGGACGACCCCUUCAAGGAUGGCGAGCACUGGAGAGGAAGCGUGGAUAAUCGAAGAAGCUCUGCGGCGAAAUUGACCAAAGCUUCCUCGCCUCUCAACUCUUACUCGUCCCCACGGGUAGGAGCGCCCGGAAUCAAAGACGUCGGUGCUGUUCCGGAGUGGGAGGCCCAGGCUUCUCUGACGAGGGACUCGUUCGAUUCUCUGGAUGAUGAUCGAGCCGAGCGAAAUGGGUUCGGGAACAGAUACGACGAUGGAGCUCAGACCGAUUAUGGAACGAUAGGAGGGUCUUCGUCUUCCUCAGGAGCUCGUUUCCGAUCUUCGACUGUGGGUUCCAAUACUCGACCUACGGGACUGUUCGCGAGGGCACGAAGUGCGUCUAGUCCUUGGUCAAGCAAGAGCAAGAAGGCCGCCGCAGCGAAUGCACGUGCGGCUUCUCCUUAUAUCAACGAGCGGCCAUCGCCUUUCGAGGACGACGACCUGUCGAACAAAAGCACGUAUUCUACGCGAGCUCGAUCAGGAUCUGCUGGUCCGGCACCCUGGGAUUCGGAGGAAGAAGGUUUCUACAACACCGACGACAGUCCGGCCUCACGAUUACGUUCAUCCUCUAGAGGCGACGGGAGAGCCGACGAGAGCCAGCAAAACAUCAUCACGACACCGAGAGGCGAGCGAAAGGAUCCGUUUGACUUCUCAGAGGUCGACGCCGAUUUCGCUUCGAGCAUCUCUUCGCAUCAUCCUGGUCGAGCCGCAGGGAAAAGGUCCGGGAACUCGACGCCUAAUGGAGGGAGGUCGAGGUCGGGCACGAUCGGGGGUAUCGGGAAAGCGAUCGCGUUGUACGACUUCCCGGGCGUCGAAAGUACGGAUCUGCCAUUCAAGAAGGGGGAUGUGAUUACUGUUCUGAGCUGCGAUGAUGAGGAGUGGUGGAAGGGGAGGUUGAAUUUGAUCACUGGCAUGUUCCCUAGGAACCGAGUCGAGGCUCAUCUCGAUAAAUGA
Messenger RNA from Microbotryum saponariae, 2409 nucleotides. The record is from the annotation of a GenBank genome assembly. Lineage: Eukaryota; Fungi; Basidiomycota; Microbotryomycetes; Microbotryales; Microbotryaceae.